This is a messenger RNA of Haliotis rufescens (red abalone), 1101 nucleotides long. Its product is annotated as AP-4 complex subunit sigma-1-like. The record is from RefSeq and is a predicted model, not a curated record. The transcript is spliced from 6 exons. Lineage: Eukaryota; Metazoa; Mollusca; Gastropoda; Lepetellida; Haliotidae. Gene Ontology annotation, biological process: vesicle-mediated transport; protein transport. Gene Ontology annotation, cellular component: intracellular membrane-bounded organelle. Bases 342 to 773 code for a protein of 143 amino acids.
GCGCUGAUCAAGUCAUGACGUCAUUCAAGAAAAUCAAGGAAUCCCAAGAUUAUCUUUCACCUCCUCCACUGGCGUUCAUUUCGUUGACUGACAGCCCGUGAUGCAUGUUCACUUCUCUUGCUAGCACCGGAAUGUUGAGUGAUAGAUCUAAAUGCAACAACAGCGCCUGUUAGCCACGAGAUAAGACGAGGGCCAUGGUCGAUACGGAAAAUGCCCGAGGGUUAGAGUGACCUGACGGUAGUGGAGAGGUGUCUGGCUACAUUGAUCUCACCCUAGAUAAGCCCCGUGGAUCCUUUGUCAGAUGGAAUGACAUGAAUCAUCAGAAUCACUGACUAAACACGAUGAUUAAAUUUCUCUACAUUAUUAAUAAGCAGGGGGUGCUUAGGCUUUCCAGGUAUUUCCAACACAUAUGCUUAAGAGAGAGGAAUCAGUUGCAAGCCAGUAUCAUUAAGAGUGUCAUGGAAAGAUCUGAAAAACAGUGCAACUUUUUUGAGCUGAAGGACCUGACAAUAGUGUACAGGAAGUAUGUGAGCCUGUAUAUGAUAUCUGCUGUAACACCAGAUGAGAAUGAGCUGGCAGUGUUGGAACUGAUGCAGAAUAUCUUGGAAACUCUGGACCAGUAUUUUCAGAAAGUUACCGAGGUAGAUAUUGUGUCAAAUACAGAACGCGUACACAUGGUGCUGGAUGAAAUGAUUGUCAGUGGGUAUGUUGGAGAGACAAGCAAAGUGAGAGCUCUUGUACCAUUGCAGUUACUGGACGCAUCCAAGAAGUGACCACAUCUUCCUCUUCAGUUACUGGACACAUUCAAGAAUUUAAGUUAUUCCAAGCAUGGGCUUAUGUGCAAUACAUUCACUUGCAAAUGUCAGGCAAGGAGAAAGUUGGCACCUGUGGCACACCUUCACAAUUGCUGGAACUAUUGUUCACAAAUGACCAGCUGGUUGAUGGAGUAUAAACCAGUGAUGAAAAUGUUGCUUUUUUAGAUUCUAAUUUGUUAACAUUAACAGGGAAAGAUUCAAUCUCAUUAAAAUCAGACCUUAGUUCUCACUACCGCUAAACAAAGAUCUGAAGACAUCCCAUUAGGGGCCACGUCAGAACGACCUU